This is a messenger RNA of Gloeophyllum trabeum ATCC 11539, 1482 nucleotides long. Its product is annotated as DnaJ-domain-containing protein. The transcript has 6 exons. The record is from RefSeq and is a predicted model, not a curated record. Gene Ontology annotation, biological process: 'de novo' cotranslational protein folding; regulation of translational fidelity. Gene Ontology annotation, molecular function: Hsp70 protein binding; ribosome binding. Lineage: Eukaryota; Fungi; Basidiomycota; Agaricomycetes; Gloeophyllales; Gloeophyllaceae. The coding region runs from base 78 to 1241 and encodes 387 amino acids. Gene Ontology annotation, cellular component: cytosol.
AUCUUUUUCAGCGAAGUCCUGCAGGCCAGACGCCGUCUUUCAUCUAAGUCGCAGGCAGCAAUUAUAGGACGACGACAAUGAAGCAGGUCAUAGAAGUCAGCGUGGUGCCCCCGCCCCUACCGCAAAAUUGGACACCCCCGGAGUCCUCGUCAAAAUCUAUCUCGCCUUUAGUCGAGCGGAAACUAUUGCCGGCAGGUCAUGCGUAUCUUGGGCACGUACGUAGAGCCAUCCACAAACUAUCCUUUGAAGAGCACGACAAGCAUGCGGAGGAGGAGCGGAAGCGGCUUCAGGCCCUGGACGGAGAGGGUGGUAUAGAGGAUGAUUUAGGUGUGGGCGAUGAGCCUGAGACGGAGGAGUUGCUGUCCUUGGAUCCGAAGGAAUGGAAGAAACAAGAUCACUACGCUGUCCUGGGUCUAUCCCACUUACGAUACAAGGCUACCGACGCGCAAAUAAAAGUUGCUCACCGGAAGAAAGUGCUCAAGCACCAUCCAGACAAGAAAGCAGGCGCCGCCGGUGACUCCAACGACGACGCGUUCUUCAAAUGUAUACAAAAAGCACACGAGGUCCUGUCGAAUCCGGAGAAGCGCCGACAAUUCGACUCCGUGGACCCGUACUUCAGUCUCAUCGAGGACGACGUUCCCACCGCCUCCCAGAUCACGAAAGCCAGGGACCCUGUCCGCGCGUUCUUCAAGGGCUUCGGGCCCGUCUUCGAGCGCGAAGCUCGGUUUAGUAAGAUCCAGCCUGUGCCUAUGCUGGGCGACGUGGACGACCCCAAGGAGAAGGUGGAGGCUUUCUACGACUUCUGGUACAACUUUGACAGCUGGAGAAGCUUCGAGUACCUGGACAAAGAGGUCAACGAAGGCAGUGAUAGUCGAGACGACAAACGGUACACCGAGAAGAAAAACAAGACCGAGCGAGCGCGACGAAAGAAGGAGGACACCGCGCGCCUGCGGAACAUCGUGGAUCUAGCUCUGAGUGUGGACCCUCGCAUUAAGCGGAUCAAGGAGGAGGAGAAGGCUGCCCGAGAAGCGAAGAAGAAGGCUAAAUCGGGCGGUGGAGCUGCUCCCGACGCCCAGCAGAAGGCGAAGGAAGAGGAGGAGAAGCGGAAGGCUGAGGAGGCAGCGAAGAAGGAGGAGGAAGAGAAGGCGCGUGCUGAGGCCAAGAAGGCAAAGGCUGCUGCCGCCAAUGCGAGAAAGAAGGCACGAAGGGCUGAACGUGCGGGUGCGGAAGGAGGGUCAUAGAACGUUCUAUCUCUGCCAUCGUUCUGAGUGCUGUGCGUGUGGAUAUGAGCGUGUCUGCGCCGCUUAGCUGUACUGCCUCCUCAUCCUGCCUCCGCCGAAUAUUAUAGAUAGCACCUCGCAACGUUUCCGUGCGACGCGCUGGAAGAUGUCGGAGCAGGCAUAUGCCCCCCCUCAUGAGGGCUAAUGGCGAUAUUGCCUCCCGGCUAGAGUGGACUUAUACGUACUUGUUUACAGUUGUUGC